GCGUCGUCGUUUUUAACUCCUAUCUAUAGUGGACAGGUUGAGUUGUAACAGAGAAAGAGGAAGAAAUGGGAGGAGGAGAAGAAGAUCAACAGAAAUUGAAGAACACAGCAGCAGCAGCGUAUGACUACGAGAAUGAUCCAAGAUGGGCAGAUUAUUGGUCCAAUAUACUCAUUCCUCCUCACAUGGCUUCCCGUUCUGAUGUCGUCGACCAUUUCAAGCGCAAGUUUUAUCAACGAUACAUAGACCCUGGUCUAGUGGUUGAGCCAAUGACUACCAGCAGUUCGUCCCAAUCAGCAAGACCAUCAGCUGCACAACCAUCAUCAUCAUCAUCGUCCACACCUUCUAAUAACCAGCCAAGACAGCGUAACUCUGGUCAAGCUAGUAGAACUUCGGGCACGUCAACAAACCCAACUUCAAAUCCGACAUCACUUCGAUGGGACCGAAAAACUAUACAAUUUUCAGUGAAUGCUUGGGUUUUUGUUGUUGCAGUUCUCUCAAUAUUUCCGCUUACACCUGCAAAUCUGUCAAACAGAGCAUACCGACUGUCCUUCUUGGGAACUGCAUGUUCUUCGCUAUAUUCAUUAUACUCAGUAUAUGGGAAACCGAGGGCUUGGAAUUUACAAGCAGUGCAAGUUUGGUUGCAGUCAGUUAUUGUGACGAAGGAUUUCAUCUCCUUCAUUUACUGUCUCACUUUUGUCACUUCCCAUCUUUACCUGAAAUUUUCUUUGAUUCCUGUUAUAUGCCGAUCACUUGACCAUGUUGGUAAAUUUCUUCGACGUAACUUCAGCAGAUCUUCUUUGUACAGGAAGUACUUGGAAGAGGCUUGCGUAUGGGUCGAGUCAAACGUAACUACUCUCAACAUACUGUCUUCACAGGCUGAAAUUGGACUGGGAUUUCUUCUGGUUGUCUCUCUAUUAUCGUGGCAGCGUAAUAUUAUACAAACAUUCAUGUAUUGGCAGAUAUUGAAGCUUAUGUAUCAUGCUCCUGCUACUGCUGGUUACCAUCAGAGUGUGUGGGCUAAGAUCGGAGGGUUUGUAAAUCCAGUUGUUCAACGUUAUGUCCCGUUCCUGAAUACUCCUAUUUCAACUAUUCAGAGAUGGUGGUUCAGGUAGAAGACUUGCUGAAAGAUAUACAAGAGUUUUAGGGGCAGAAAAUACUUUUUUGGGAUAAUACUUUGUCCUGAAGGGUGACUAUAAAACUAGAAUUGUCUAGUUAAUAUUCCUAAUAAUUGCCUGUGGGAGUUACUUCCAAGUUUUCCCCUUUUUGGGAUGUGAUUUUUCCUCUGUUUUAACUGCUUUAUUUUGUAAACCAAAAUUGUCCAAGAACUGUUGUUUUAGUAUCAACUAAUCACACUUCUAUUCCUCUUGCAUGUUUCGAUUUUUGA
This is a messenger RNA of Solanum tuberosum (potato), 1384 nucleotides long. RefSeq names its product transmembrane protein 33 homolog. The coding region runs from base 66 to 1112 and encodes 348 amino acids. Gene Ontology annotation, cellular component: endoplasmic reticulum; membrane. The record is from RefSeq and is a predicted model, not a curated record. Gene Ontology annotation, biological process: membrane organization; endoplasmic reticulum tubular network organization. The transcript has 9 exons. NCBI's taxonomy places the organism in Eukaryota, Viridiplantae, Streptophyta, Magnoliopsida, Solanales, Solanaceae.